Humulus lupulus (European hop) is the source of this 1871-nucleotide messenger RNA. Its product is annotated as probable WRKY transcription factor 27. NCBI's taxonomy places the organism in Eukaryota, Viridiplantae, Streptophyta, Magnoliopsida, Rosales, Cannabaceae. The coding region runs from base 295 to 1614 and encodes 439 amino acids. The record is from RefSeq and is a predicted model, not a curated record. Gene Ontology annotation, biological process: regulation of DNA-templated transcription. Gene Ontology annotation, molecular function: DNA-binding transcription factor activity; transcription cis-regulatory region binding. The transcript is spliced from 3 exons. Gene Ontology annotation, cellular component: nucleus.
UGUUUAAUUUUAGUAUAAAUAAUUAACAAUUUACCAAGUCAGUGCUCCACCAUUUCCUCUCACCACAAUCUCUCUCUUUCUUUUGUUUUUUUUUUUUGGGUGUGAUUUUAUUCACACCAAAAAAAGUCAGCGCCGUCCUUUGUACCCAUUCUUCUCGUAACCCAGCUUCUUAUUCAAAUCGGCAAAGAAAACAGUAGAAAAAAAAAGACAGGCAGACAAGAGAAAUCAGGUUAGUUUAGGCGAGAAUUUCUAGGCAAUACUAUAAACCCAAACCCCCCUAAAAUAUUGGCUCGAAUGGCAGAAGAUUGGGAUCUGUACGCAGUGGUUCGGAGUUGUAAAUCGACCACUACGACGUCGUCUUCGGCGGCGGUCUCAGCCUCAUCCACCGCCUCUGCCGCUGCUGCCACCACAGACCCAAUGAAAGGUAGUCAAACGACGUCGUCGUCUGAGGACACUUUGUCUUGCUUGGCUUCGUUGACAUUUGAGGAGGAAAACGACCCGUUUUCGUUUCCUAACCUGGUGGCCGAGCCCAGAACCAACACUUUCGAGGAAUUGCAACAAUUCUACAAGCCCUUUUUCUCAAAUAAUAGCCCCACCACUAUAACGGGCACCACCACCACUACUGCUCAGGGUAUUAUUCCAAAUUCCCCCAUUUCUGAUUUUGGAGGAUCUAGUGGACAACACCUGCUACACUACCAAGAGCAACAUCAUCAACAGCAGCAGCAGCAUUUAGGGACUCCAAACGACGCCGCUGUUAGGCCUCAAUUCAUGCACCCACAGCCCUACAUUUCUGGUUUUGGUGGACUCCAUGGACGACGACACUACCAAUUGCGUGAACUAGACCGAAAUAAUCAAGUACCUGUACUGCUUCUCAAGCCUGAUCAUCGGGCCAAGGCCACUACUCCUACUACUACUUUACCUUUGCCUCCGUUUCAAUUGCCCACCAUGCCGAUAUCGCAUACACCCAGAUCGAGAAAAAGGAAGAAUCAACAGAAGAAAAUGGUGUGCCAUGUAUCUGCAGAAAAUCUCUCCACUGAUUUAUGGGCUUGGCGUAAAUACGGCCAAAAACCCAUCAAAGGUUCUCCUUAUCCAAGGAACUACUACCGUUGCAGUAGCUCAAAAGGGUGUGCGGCGAGAAAACAAGUGGAGCGUAGCAACACCGACCCAGAAUCGUUCGUCGUCACUUACACCGGAGACCAUACUCACCCUCGUCCAACUCACCGGAACUCACUCGCCGGAAGCACUCGGAACAAACUAUCUCCGCCUCCAAACAUUACUGCUAUCACAAAAAAGGAUAUUAUGGGUUCGGAUCAUUCGCCGUCGCCAACGCAAUCCACCUCAAAACUCUCUCCGACGACACAGCUUACGGUGGCGCAAACGGAAGAAUACGCAGCUGCAAAGCUACAGCUAGAGGAAAAUGAAAGUGGCGAAGGCGAUGGAGGUGAGAAGCAAAGCGAUGACAUUUUAUUGGAGGAGGAGUUAAUGGAUCUUGACGAAAACGAAGAAGACGAGGACGACGAUGACGAUGUUCUCAUCCCAAACAUGAGCUUAUCAGAAGACUUUUUCUUGGGCCUUAAGGAAUUGGGUUGUAGCCCACCUGGUGCUGCAUGCUGAUCUAACUAAAGUCCAAAUCUUUUUUACUUCCGGUUAUAGCAUUUCGUCGGAGCAACCGUAGCGGGUGGCUUCAGCCAAUAGGGUUUUUUCUUUUACUUUUUCUUUUAUUAAAAAAAAAUAGAAAUAGAGGUGAGAUUCUAAGAUUGUAUAGAAAGAUAUAGAAAGGAAUCUCUCCCUCUCCACCCACAUCAUCAUAGGGUUUUUUUUCCUUUUUAAUUUUUGUAAACAGAAUAGAAUACAUUAGGCUUUUUUUUCUA